Messenger RNA from Exophiala mesophila, 1887 nucleotides. RefSeq lists its product as uncharacterized. Lineage: Eukaryota; Fungi; Ascomycota; Eurotiomycetes; Chaetothyriales; Herpotrichiellaceae. The transcript has 4 exons. Bases 125 to 1366 code for a protein of 413 amino acids. Gene Ontology annotation, molecular function: acetyl-CoA C-acetyltransferase activity. Gene Ontology annotation, biological process: fatty acid beta-oxidation; ergosterol biosynthetic process. The record is from RefSeq and is a predicted model, not a curated record.
AAAAUCCCAAGGAGUCAAGGACUUUAUCCAUACGACGAAACUACUGUACAUUGACAGCCACAGCGACGAGUCCUUGUUCUCACAGACAUUCAUUCCCUUUCUAUUCAACUCACCCUCCCCAAUCAUGACCUCCACCAACGGCGUCAACGGUACCCCUCACCAAAAACCCUCUCUUCCUCCAGUCUACAUUGUCGCAGUUGCACGAACACCAGUUGGCAGUUUCCUGGGAUCUCUAUCAUCUCUGUCUGCUACUCAACUUGGCUCUCACGCCAUCAAAUCUGCUCUCGAGAGAGUACCAGAAAUCAAACCCUCGGAUGUGGAAGAAGUCUUCUUUGGAAAUGUCUUGUCAGCAAACCUCGGUCAAAACCCUGCCAGACAGUGCGCCUUGGGUGCAGGUCUUGAACCUUCCACGGUCUGCACCACCGUCAACAAGGUCUGCGCCUCGGGUCUCAAGUCAAUAGUUCUGGGAGCCCAGACCAUCAUCACCGGAAAUGCCGAUAUUGUCGUCGCCGGCGGUGCAGAGUCCAUGUCCAACGUCCCUCAUUACCUCCCCAACCUUCGAACCGGUGCCAAAUUCGGCAACCAAAGCCUUGUGGACGGCGUCUUAAAAGAUGGUCUGACGGAUGCAUACGGCAAAAAGGAACACAUGGGUCUUCAAGCUGAAGAGUGUGCUCAGGAUCAUGUCUUCAACCGAGAACAACAAGACGACUAUGCCAUCAAGUCGUAUGAAAAGGCACAGGCAGCACAAAAGGAGGGUUUGUUUGACUGGGAAAUUGCACCCGUUCAAUUGCCCGGCGCUCGAGGCAAGCCUGGUGUCACAGUGGACAAGGACGAUGAGCCCAAGAAUCUCAAUGCCGAUAAGCUACGAUCGAUCAAGCCAGCUUUUAUUCCUGAUGGGGGCACCGUCACCGCUCCCAAUGCCUCUCCAUUGAAUGACGGAGCGGCUGCCGUGGUUUUGGUGUCAGAAGCCAAACUUAAGGAGCUCAACAUCAAGCCUCUGGCCAAGAUCCUUGGAUGGGGCGAUGCCGCCCACCAGCCCAGCAAAUUCACCACCGCACCAGCUCUUGCCAUUCCCAAGGCUUUGAAGCAUGCAGGCGUCAGCCAAGACCAAGUCGAUGCUUUUGAGAUCAACGAGGCUUUCAGUGUGGUUGCUCUUGCCAACAUGAAGAUCUUGGGCCUAUCCGCAGACAAGGUCAAUCUUCACGGUGGAGCGGUUGCUAUCGGUCAUCCCCUAGGUGCCAGCGGUGCCCGUAUCAUCACAACAUUGCUGGGAGUAUUGAAGGCCAAAGGCGGUAAAGUGGGAGCUGCGGCUAUUUGCAACGGAGGCGGUGGAGCCAGCGCUCUGGUACUGGAAUCGUUGUUGUAGGAACAAGCAAAAAGUUUACCAAAAUCCAAAAGUCUGAGCUGUCUUGAAAAGGGCCAUCUCAAGAGAAGGGUCAGCGCCAUUGAAAAGACGACUGUGUCGAGAUUAAAAGGCCAAGACUGGGAUCACCGCCACGGGCAAGAAGACCAUCAUUUGACCUUGUUUCCUCAAUACCCUGAAGCCCGUUCUUCGGAAAGUUGGUAUCAAGGGAAACUUGCAUCAUAUUUGGGGAGAGACCGUUGAGGUGAAUUGCAUGGUCUGGAUGGUCUGGAUGGUCUGGACGGUCUGGAUGAGACUGGACAAGAUUCGAGGAAAGAAAAGCAAACAGUGCAGAGCAGAGCAAAUGGGGCAGAGUAAUGCUGUUGGUGGUAGGGAGACAACUUAAUUGAAAGGGAGAAUAAGCUCUCUAAGAGAGACUGAGUUGAGAUGCCUGCGAAUGGAUAUCAACGGGGCAGCGCAGGCGUAUAUAAUGUUAUACCCAUUAUCACAUCCUUACCAGUAUCAUCAGUAUCAUCAGUAUCAUG